Messenger RNA from Daphnia magna, 1246 nucleotides. Its product is annotated as collagen alpha-2(I) chain. Lineage: Eukaryota; Metazoa; Arthropoda; Branchiopoda; Diplostraca; Daphniidae. Bases 198 to 1070 code for a protein of 290 amino acids. The record is from RefSeq and is a predicted model, not a curated record. The transcript has 4 exons.
UGACUUUUCCCCUGCACGUGAUUCUCGUUCGAAAUCUCCUAUCAGAAAAGUGAGGCUCAUGCCAAUCGGCCACCCUGCACAGAAAACAGAUUGACCAAGACGGCUAUAUAUACAAGCAAGUCCACUGCAGUAUUUAAAAGAAUCCCAUUUACAGCGUCGACUUGCGAUUGAGCUAGUGAGGAAUACACGCAACUACUAUGUUGCUGUCUUUUCUCAUUUAUUGCAGUUGUUUUCUGGCUUUCUUGCCUAUCAUCGGCGAAGGCAGCAACAGCAAUAAUCAAGAAAUACAAGAUUCGUUUGAUAUACUGAAAUCGCAUUGUCCCCACUUGUUGUCGCACGUUGCUGAACUGUCCCAUUCUAAUUUGGACUCCCUUUUACGAUACGUGUCUUCGGAUGAUGAGCCAACCACCAAUCAGCCACAACAUCCUUCUGCUGUUGACAAUGUUGUUGAUUUCCCGAUAAAUGAGAAAUCAGACACAACGACCUCACCGGCUGGUUCGUCUCGCCCCAAAAAAUACAUUGACGUACUGCAACAGUUGCUGAAGAAGAGGCCCCAUGUAGAAGGUCGUCCGCCAAUUAACGAAGCAAAAGAUGGAUCUCGGCAUGUACGAUCGCUACCGAUAGGACCACCCGGCCCAUUUGACGAAAUGCUCCGAGACGAAGACAAUGAAAUCUCUCAAUCGGAGCCAAAGAUUUUCGGACUAAAAUGGUAUCUACUAGGGCUAAAACUCAACUUGUUAUCUGCUCUUUGUAAAUGUCCACCUGGUCCUCCCGGAGAAACUGGUGCUACUGGAGCUACAGGACCAACUGGUCCCACUGGUGCAACUGGAGCAAUUGGCCCUACUGGUGCAACUGGCCCUACAGGACCCACGGGAGACACAGGGGCAGUCGGUCCCAAUGGCCCGCCAGGCCCAACAGGCGCUCCUGGCCCAACUGGUGACACAGGUGCUGUAGGACCACCUGGUCCCCCUGGCCCAACAGGCGCACCUGGACCCACUGGGGAUCCAGGCCCUGAAGGUCCAAGAGGUCCUCCUGGUCCUCCUGGUAACAAUGCUGGGGGAAAUCUGUAGUAGAUACACGAAAAUGUUUAAGUUAUUUAAAAGGUUAACUGAACACAGCAUAGCUUGUGUCAUUCUUUCAUUUUCUCCCACCAGCUUUUGUGUUUGUGUGGGAUUUUUAUACUUGUUUGCUUUCCAUUGUCUAUUACUUGUUCGGAUGGUAAAUACAAUUUCAGUUCAGUGUGUUA